GAGAAAAGUGAAGUGUCACCCGUGCAUUAGUGAAUAAAGGCAACACAACGAUGGAAGCGUAUAUCUCCUGCCGGUCAUAAUUUUCAAUUAAAAAGAUCUCUGCUUCGUACAAACAUCUUAAUUGCCAGACUGAUAACUGAUCUUUUCGAACAAUUCAUGAGAAUUGCUAAAUACAACARAAAGCUAUAUACUGAUUCCGUAAAUUAGUUCACUGUUUACUACAAUAUUAUUUCGGCGCAAUAUCGUUAAAACAACAACAAUAACAUGAUGUUAUCCUGUGCACAAAUCAACAAGCUCCUGUACCCAAACGGUGCAGGCGGAAUAACUACUGUGGCGCCAGCAACUUCGAGCGCACCGCAAUCGUUGGGCGCGCCAUCUAGUGGAGCACCGAGUGAAACGCAAAGUGAAAUCUCAUCGGCAGAUAGUGAUUGGAGUGAUAUUAGGGCAAUUGCAUUGAAAUUAGGCGUGGCCAAUCCAGAUGACUUGCAUACGGAGCGUUUCAAAGUCGAUCGUCAAAAGCUAGAACAAAUGCUGAAGGAGGAUAGUAUGGUUGAGGGCAUGAAUGGCGCUGAAUAUUUCUUCGAGAGUGUUAUGAAGUCCACCGAGACUUACAUUAGUUGGCCGUGUCGCCUUAAAAUUGGCGCUAAAAGCAAAAAGGAUCCACAUGUUCGUAUACUUGGACGCGCAGAGGAAGUGCAAAGGGCCAAAGAGCGUGUUCUCGCCAAUUUGGAUUCAAGAGGAACUCGCGUUAUUAUGAAGAUGGAUGUGUCCUACACGGAUCACUCUUAUAUUAUUGGACGUGGUGGCAAUAAUAUAAAGCGUAUUAUGGAGGACACUGCAACGCAUAUACAUUUUCCGGAUUCGAAUCGUUCAAAUCCCACGGAGAAAUCUAAUCAGGUUUCCCUAUGCGGUUCGCUCGAGGGUGUUGAGCGCGCACGCGCUUUGGUGCGCCUCUCUACACCACUGUUAAUCUCUUUCGAGUUGCCCAUCUUAGCGCCAGGUCGCCUACAGCCCGAUCAUGACACGCCUUACGUAAAAAUGGUCGAAACAAAAUAUAAUGUGCAAGUUAUCUUUUCGUCUCGUCCUAAACUCCAUUCUUCGUUAGUGCUGGUCAAGGGUUCUGAAAAGGAGGCUGUAAAAGUGCAGGAUGCAACUCAAUUGUUGAUUAAUUUCUCUUGCGAAAAUAUAGCUAACCAGAUUAUGGUGCAGAUGCAGCUGGAGAUAUCGCCACAGCAUCACGAAAUUGUGAAAGGCAAAAAUAAUUCAAAUUUGCUAGGAAUCAUGGAGCGUACGAAGACUAAGAUUAUUUUUCCUGAUCUCUCGGACUUGAAUGUUAAACCUUUGAAGAAAUCUCAAGUGACCAUUACUGGAACUAUCGACGGCGUCUAUAAAGCACGUCAACAAUUGCUUGGUAACCUGCCGAUAGCUUUGAUUUUCGACUUUCCGGACAAUCAAAACAAUGCCUCUGAAAUAAUAGGCCUCAGCACCAAAUAUGGCGUCUACAUUUCAUUGCGUCAAAAGCAAAGACAAAGCACUUUGGCCAUUGUUGUGAAGGGUGUCGAGAAAUUUAUUGACAAAAUUUACGAAGCGCGUCAGGAGAUUUUGCAUCUCAGCUCGCCGCUUUUACAAGCGACUAUUCCAGAGAGCUACUUCGCGCCGAGAGAUAAGGAGCUGAAYAUCAGCUAUCGCACGAUGUUGACUUCAUUGCUAGCUGGCUACCCGGAUAGCCCCAAGACUCCCAGUCUGCUAACGGCGCAAUUGCAGAUGUCACCAUACGGUGUCAAUGGCCAACUAAAUAACAACAACAAUUUAUUGGUCAACAACAACAGAAGCGAUAGCAAUAAUAACAGCAAAUCAUAUCCACCGGGCUUUGGUGUUUGCACGCCAACCAACGUCUGUCCACCCACUCAGAAGUACGUGACAAUGCACAACAACAGCUUCAGUCGCCAGCAACCGAACCACAAUAAUAAUUACUUGCAAGUAACACCGCCGAUUGCGCCGCCACARCGCGCUCCGCAGAUCAAUUUGCAUCAGCAGCAACAAAUAUCGCCGCGCAAUAGCUGUCACAACACCAGCGGCUACCAGAGCUUCAGCAGUAGUACCAAUUCCUUGGAACAAGUCUAUCCACCCUAUGGCGGCGGUGGAGCGGGCGGUAAUCGGUUGGUGGCGCCAAAUGGUGAGAUGAACUCGCGUGGCCAGUACUCACCCGACUCGACCUACAGCAGUGAAGCUGGAUGUGGACGUGUGGGUCGGCGCUCAAGUGACGGUGUCUUGUUGGGGUUAGGCGCUUCUGGCCCGCUUGGCGCACCGCUUAUGCCAGGCAGUGCUGAGAGCUACCGCAACUUGCAUUACGAAAUGAAGCAAAAUCGCGUCUUUGAUUUCGAUAUGAAACGCGCCAUGGGCUUCAAAGCAAUGGAGCGUCCACCGAUAARCGGCGAGCUGCGUACGCCCACACCGAAUUGGGCUGGCAUGGCCUUGAGCCGUACUUCGCCGGGCAUUCUAGAGAGCGCCGAUGACAACUUAUGGCCACGCAACGUGCAUGGCAUGAACUUCAACGGUGGCGCUGGUGCUGGUGCUGCACCGAUAUCUCCUUAUGCGCUAGGUAUUACCGUUGGCCUGAUGGAUGCUACACCAACAAAUCGGCGACUUAAAUUGUCCCAACAUAAGGACAUACACACGCUAUUGACAAGCCUUGGCUUGGAGCACUAUAUAAAGACCUUCGUUACGAAUGAAAUAGAUCUCGAAAUGUUCACGACCUUAAAUGAGGAGAAUUUACUAGAAUUGGGCAUAACCGCUUUCGGUGCGCGCCGAAAGCUGCUCUUGGCCAUUAACACUUUGCAAGCCAACGAGGCUACUCAUGCCGCCAUGCCUAUUAUCUCGGCAUCACAAUCGAACAACUCAUCGCCACGCUUCUCCGGCUCAGCAGCACCCGGUGCCGAGCGACGUCCGUCAAAUCAAUGGUAGAGCAAAGCUUAACCUAACCUAGAGCAAAGCUCAAUUCCAAAAGAAAAACCAAAAGUGUAUAUUGAAAAGUGAAAUAAUUCCAAAUUAUAUAAAGUGUAGAUUAGAAAUGCUCGAAGAGUGCCCAGGUCAAAYCAUUUCAUAUUUAGAAUUAAGAUAUUUAUUACAAAUCUUCUCUAGUUUAAGUUUGCAUGCUAAUCUAAACUAUUUUCUAAGCUUCUUUACUUUAAUCAGCCAACACUUGAAACUGCAUUGCCGAUAUCAAACACGACUUUUAACGUCGAACGACUAACAUUUAAACGUCGAACGAACGACUCUAAGCAAAUAAGGGCAUGUGUUCGGCAAAUGAAUUCCAAGCGAAUAUGCAAAAUGGCGCCCGAGUGUAAUUGAUUCAGUGACUUUUCAAUCAAAAAACUUAACUGCGGGACAUUUAAGCGUCCUUUCMAGCGAAGAAUGUGGAACAGAAAGGAUUCUUCUUGACUUAUACUCGUAUUUGUAGGCAGCAUAAAUUGAAAGCUCAGAAUCAAGUGG
Molecule: messenger RNA, 3492 nt
Organism: Bactrocera latifrons
Lineage: Eukaryota; Metazoa; Arthropoda; Insecta; Diptera; Tephritidae
Gene: BicC
Product: protein bicaudal C
Cellular component (GO): cytoplasm
Molecular function (GO): protein binding; RNA binding
Source: RefSeq, a predicted model, not a curated record